Trichophyton benhamiae CBS 112371 is the source of this 909-nucleotide messenger RNA. RefSeq lists its product as uncharacterized. The coding region runs from base 1 to 909 and encodes 302 amino acids. The transcript is spliced from 2 exons. NCBI's taxonomy places the organism in Eukaryota, Fungi, Ascomycota, Eurotiomycetes, Onygenales, Arthrodermataceae. The record is from RefSeq and is a predicted model, not a curated record. Gene Ontology annotation, molecular function: monooxygenase activity; heme binding; oxidoreductase activity, acting on paired donors, with incorporation or reduction of molecular oxygen.
AUGGCAGAAUUCGGAAUGAAACAGGUAGAGGCCGCUCUAUCGAACCAAGCCAAACAAGAGGCAAGUGAAACAAAUGACUCGCCCACCACACAUCUUAGUCGUCUUGUGGGACUUUUCCAUAGCGAAGGACCUAGUCCUGAAAUACCGGACAAAAGAUAUAUUGCUAGCGAUUGUUUGGAUCAUUUCAUGGCUGGUAAGGCCCCGAGGAAAUACUCAUACAAGUUUCUUGAUAGGCCAUUUAAACAAUACUUAAACGUGGCAUCAUACAUAGGUACUCGGACGACGAACGAUCUUCUUGGUGCUGUGCUUUGGCGGCUCUCCCUCCCUGAAAAUGAAGCUAGUCAAGAAAAACUCCGUCAGGAGCUUCAUGAGGCGGGUAUCAAGCCCGGGGAACAUCCAGACCUCUCGACCCUGCAAAAGCUUCCGUACUUGAACUGUAUCCUUAAAGAGACACUACGCACAGAUCCACCAAUUCCGAUACAGCUGCCAAGAGUAGUGAAAGACAAUGAAGCCCUAACUGUGAUGGGCUUCAAGAUAGAACCGGGAGUAUGCCAUUAUAAUUCCAUUAAUACUCACGGUCUCUCAAACACAGCUAACAUGGACGCUCUACAGACCAACAUCGCAUCUCAAUCGUACACUCUUCACCAAGACCCUAACCCGUACCCAGACCCCGAGAAGUGGAAGCCAGAGAGAUGGGAAAUCUCCCCAAAAUCCGACGAAUACCGUCAGAUGCAGCGUUCAUUUUGGCCUUUCGGCUCUGGAGCGAGGAUGUGUACUGGAAUGAACACAUACAGUGUAUCAUUGGAUGAUGUAUGGCUAGAUGAGGAUGGUAUCCUGCUUCCACCCGGGAAAAGGAAGGACCUGUACCCUUCACUACCUAACCAACCGCUCAGGUUUAAGAAGAUCUGA